AUGGCUGAUUUCGAGGCUGAUCUCUUUGAUCUUGCCGGCGGCGACUCCGAUUCGGAGGGGUCGGUCGUCGACGACCGCAGACGCUCCGCGUCGCCAGCAAAGAGAGGCUCCAAGACGAAGAAUUCCAGGCACGAUGCGGAUGGCGAAUCAGAGGAAGAAGGCGAAGCCUUCUCAGGGCCGGGCUCGCCCAACUCGCUAGAUUCGGCGCCCAUGGAUGAAUCAGACUCGGACGAUGAGCAGCCGAGGGCGCGCGGCAGCGGCGGUGCUCGCGGCGGCAGCGACGAAGAAAAGUACCCCGUCGACGGCAAGUUUCGCGACGAGGCGGAGAAGGCGGAGAUCAUGGCGAUGCCCGAGUUGAAGCGCGAGCAGAUCCUGGCCGACCGCGCCAACGAGAUCGAGCGACUGCGGCAGAACCGCCUGCUGCGGCAGAUGGUCACAGACACGCAAAAUGACGAACGCAAGGCCGGCAAGAAGCGCAGCGCCGACAGCGCCGACCUGGAUGGCGACGAGGACGACGAGGACUCCGCGGCCACCCGCGGAAAAUCGUCGCGGCACGGGGCUGGUGGCGGCACGGCCAUGGACGCGCUGCGCCGCGCGAGGGCGGACAGGCAGAAGCGCAGGGAGGACCAUGAGCGGCGCCGGGACGCCUACUCGCCGCGGCGCGACUUGGACGACGAGGCGAGCGAGGACGGUUAUCGGCGCGGCGGCUCCCGCACGCCGGACAAGGAGGAGAAGAAGGACGAGCCGAAGCCGGAGCUGCGCGACUUUGAGAGGGUGCGUCUGGGACGUAACGAGUUUGCCCAGGUAUGCUUCACGCCUGGGUUCGAGUCGGCCAUCACGGGCUGCUUCAUCCGCAUCGCCCUGGGUCCUCAUCCAGAGACGGGCGUGGAGCAGUAUAGAAUGGCCAUCAUCAAGGGCUUUACCACCGGGAGACCUUAUGCGCUGAGUGGUCCCAACGGCACCUUUGUGACGGAUCAAUAUGUCAAGGCUGGGCACGGAAAGGCUAUUAAGGAAUUCCCUUUCAUCGCUGCCUCCAGUGGCAAAUUCACAGAGAAUGAAAUGAACCGCUACCAAAUAACUUGCCACAACGAAAACGUCAAGACGCCGCUCAAAGUCGCCCUGAACAGCAAGGUCGACCAGAUCAACGGCCUCCUCACGCACAACUGGACCAACGAGGAGAUCAAGGCGCGCCUGGCCCGUCGUAAUGAGCUGCGCAAGCGCUUCGACCCGGCCGAGCGCGAGCGCGUCGCGCGGCUGCUCGAAGAGGCCACCGUCGCCGGCGACGAGGAGCGCAUGUCCACGCUGCAGGAGGAGCUGGACAAGCUGGGCACGCAGCGGCUCGCCUUCAAGACGAGCCUUGGCCUGUCCAAGUCGUCCUCGGCGUACGACGGCGGCGCGGCCAAGAUGUCGACGGAGCAGGACCGCCUCGCGGCGCGCAACAAGGAGAACCGCAGGCUGAACCAGGAGGCGGUGCGUCGGGCGCAGCUGCGUGAGAAGGCGAGGGCGCGGGAGAUUGAGAUGUCGCUGAGCCGCGGGGAGAUGGUCCAGGAGGACCCGUCGCGGCGGCUGCGCACAAAGGCCAAGUUUGUGCACGACGUCAACGAAUCGGGCCCGGAGGCGGGGAGCAAGCCGGGGAGCGGGGUCAGCACGCCGACGACGAGUGCGGCGGCAGCGCCGGUGAAUGGAGCUGCCAAGUUGCUGCCGCACUUGGUGAAGCUGCAGGACCGGAAGCAGGCGGAGGACGGCAAGGGCCUGCCGACGAUCCACAAGCCGCUGAUGGACGACGACGUGAUUGGGUCGUUGGAUCUAGAUAUUGAUAUUGAUAUCUAA
Messenger RNA from Cordyceps fumosorosea ARSEF 2679, 1830 nucleotides. Its product is annotated as Plus-3 like protein. The transcript has 4 exons. Gene Ontology annotation, molecular function: RNA polymerase II C-terminal domain phosphoserine binding; DNA binding. The coding region runs from base 1 to 1830 and encodes 609 amino acids. The record is from RefSeq and is a predicted model, not a curated record. Gene Ontology annotation, cellular component: Cdc73/Paf1 complex. NCBI's taxonomy places the organism in Eukaryota, Fungi, Ascomycota, Sordariomycetes, Hypocreales, Cordycipitaceae.